Hydatigera taeniaeformis is the source of this 1890-nucleotide messenger RNA. The record is from the annotation of a GenBank genome assembly. Lineage: Eukaryota; Metazoa; Platyhelminthes; Cestoda; Cyclophyllidea; Taeniidae.
AUGGCUUCAGCAUCGGAGUCUCAUGACAUCGCCGGUGCCUUCUACGAUACCUUAGCCGACAGUCGUAAUGAACUGAUAGCCCGCUACAUUCAGCAACGAACAGGCAAAGUGCGUACAAGGAAGCAGGUCUCCAGUCACAUCCAAGUGUUGGCGCGUCGCAAGUCCAAGGAACUGCAAGCAAAGAUUCGCGAUCCUGAGAUUAAGAAGGAGACCAUUAACCAGUUGGCAAAGCUCUCGUCAGCUCAAAUCGUCUCACGAGAUGUAGCAAAGGGUUUACAGUCCGAAGGGAAUGUGAAAUUUCAUCCGCAACAACCUCUGCCUUCACCCACCUCCUCUUGCUCUUCCUCCGCUGCUGCUGCUGCGGCUGCGGCCAUCGCCGCCUCGAAUCAGCUCCAUCAUACCUUCCACGGCCAACAGCAAUAUCCGCGCCAACAAGUUCCCUAUCGGCCGACUCAUUCCACGAGAAAAUCGUCGAUUGGGGAGGGAGCACCACAGCGAAAGAUGAUGCGGCUUGCGGAACCAGAAGUAUACGACACAGCCGAUAGUUUCCUCUCUCUCAACAAUGGCCAGCAUCCCGCCAUACACACAGGACGAGGUGGAGAUCUGAAGCUUUGUUCUUCAGCCAUCUCACACCGCGUAGUCAUGUCCGGACCUCCACCAAAUGCAUUUCCCUCCGAUACCCAUUACUCCAGUCUCUACGUCCGUCCGCACAACCCUAAUCCGCACCACAAUCCUCAUCUCGCACAGCAUACCACACCGCUGCCACCGCUGCUCGAGAUGAGCGAUUGCGGCAGCGACAGAUGUGUGCCCUCAGCAGCUCCGCCACUACCGCAGCACCCGCCACCGCCACCACCACCACCACCCGACUUUAGCGCUAUGCAACUUGCAGCAGCAGCUGGUCUGGAGCACUAUUUUUCUACUGGUCGAUCGUCUUCCAUCGAGACGUGUCUCUAUCCAAAUGCCUUUCAACCACCACCACCGCCUCCUCCUCCUCCUCCCCCACCCCCACCACCACCCUCUACACAAUCGGUCGCAUCAACCGCUGGACCGCCUCCAGCGCCUCUGCCGCAGAUUCUUGAACCCAACCACUCACCUUCCGACUUUGGCAUGCAGCGGUGGAUUAACAGAUCCAUCGCCUCGGAGAAACUGCGCCUCGUUGAGCUGUGUGCAUUUGUCGAAUACCCCUGCCAAAUAUCAGAUUGCGCUGCUCAAGAUUUGACCCUGAAUCCGGAGUCAGCACCCAUGAAGCAGCACAAUUUUGCGCACAUAACGACGAACGGCCUGCGCUCAUCUGAUCCUGUUCUUGAAGAAGUGGAUGCCAGCCAAAUAUGGGACAAAUUCCCAACUGAUGGACUCAAGCAACGCAUUGAAGAGGACUCACCCAACGUCUUUUUCCUCGUGAAGCUCUGGGCCGACAUCAAUACCGAACUUCCCGAGGGCGCAAAUUAUGCUGUUUCCUCUAUAUUUGAAGGAACAGAAGAUGUGCCUUUACUCGUAUCCACACGACUUUGCUCCUACAGCUCUCCAUUUGUGGAAAAACUCGAGUACGAGAGCCCAGUACUGGAAAAUGGCCGGUACGUGUACAAACAACUACGAAGCCCAAUGUGCGCAUGCAUGAAGAAGUUCAUCGCCAAGUUGCUCAAACUGUCGUCCCUUGCUGAAAUGAAUCAAGUACUUGAAAACUUCACCAUCCUUCAAAUUGUGACAAACAAGAAUACGGACGAAGUACUUCUGGGCAUUGCCUACGUUCUCGAGGUAUCAAAGUCUCUGAGGGGAGCGCAGCACAAUAUUUACCGCCUUGCCAAACCUGACGUGUCCACCACUAAUCAGCGACCGCCUUCAGUAAACCUCAAUGGCCAACUACCCCCCUCCACUACCGCGGUUGAUUGA